AUGUCGGACCCAUUUUCUGUUAACGGUGGUACAGCUGUUGCCAUGGUAGGUAAAGACUGUAUAGCAAUUGCUUCAGAUAUGAGAUUAGGAUCACAAUCAUUGGGAGUUUCUAAUAAUUUUGAAAAGAUUUUCAAUUACGACAAUGUUUUCUUUGCACUUACAGGAUUGGCAAGUGAUGUGAUCACGGUCCACGAGGAUUUCCGUAAGAAGACAAACAUGUACAAGAUGCGUGAAGGUCGUAACAUUGAACCUGAGACGUUUGCGAACUUAGUCAGUUCGAGUUUAUAUGAGCGUCGAUUUGGACCAUGGUUUGUCGGGCCAAUCGUUGCUGGGUUGAAUAGCAAGAGUGGUAAGCCGUUUAUUUGUGGAUUUGACUCUAUCGGUUGUAUUGAUUUUGCCAAGGAUUUCAUUGUUUCCGGUACUGCCAGCGACCAACUAUUUGGUAUGUGUGAAUCGUUAUACGAACCAGAUCUGGAACCAGAGGAUCUAUUUGAAUGUAUCUCGCAAUCGUUGUUAAAUGCUGCAGAUAGAGAUGCAUUAAGUGGAUGGGGAGCUGUUGUUUAUAUUGUUACGAAGGACAAGAUUAUUAAACGAUACUUAAAAUCUAGACAAGAUUAA
Molecule: messenger RNA, 618 nt
Organism: Pichia kudriavzevii
Lineage: Eukaryota; Fungi; Ascomycota; Pichiomycetes; Pichiales; Pichiaceae
Exons: 1
Coding region: 1-618 (205 amino acids)
Biological process (GO): proteasome-mediated ubiquitin-dependent protein catabolic process
Cellular component (GO): proteasome core complex, beta-subunit complex; proteasome core complex
Source: RefSeq, a predicted model, not a curated record